Monodelphis domestica (gray short-tailed opossum) is the source of this 1853-nucleotide messenger RNA. NCBI's taxonomy places the organism in Eukaryota, Metazoa, Chordata, Mammalia, Didelphimorphia, Didelphidae. The record is from RefSeq and is a predicted model, not a curated record.
CCCGGCCAUCCCCUCCCCCCCUCCAGGCUCCGGCGGCUGUACUACAAGAUGGCGGGAUCGGUGGCCCAGAGAGAGGCACUUGAGAAACUAGAAGAUAGGCAUUUAAACAACUUCUUGGGAUCUACUUUCCAUGCGGAAGUGUACUUGCCAAGACUGAUAAUACCAUUCUGUGGGCCUAUUAAAGGUGGAAUGAGGCCAGGCAAGAAGAUCUUAGUGAUGGGUAUUGUAGACCUCAACCCUGAGAGUUUCAAGAUCAGUUUGACUUGUGGGGACUCCGAAGACCCUCCUGCCGAUGUGGCCAUUGAACUGAAAGCUGUAUUUACAGAUAAGCAACUGAUCAGAAAUUCUUGUAUAUCUGGAGAAAGAGGUGAAGAACAAUCAGCAAUUCCUUAUUUUCCUUUCAUCCCAGAUCAGCCAUUUAGGGUGGAAAUUCUUUGUGAACACCCAGGAUUUAGAGUAAUUGUAGAUGGACGCCAGCUUUUUGAUUUUUACCAUCGAAUUGAAUCAUUGUCUACAAUUGACACAAUAAAGAUCAAUGGAGACCUCCAGAUCACUAAACUUGGCUGAUCUUGGUGCCCAGACUAUCACCCCUAUUUCGAAAUAGGAGCAGAAGCCACCCUCGCUUGUGUAGAAGAUCAAUCCUAGCAAGAUAUAAAGACUUAACAAAAAAAAAAAUAAAAACCAAAAAAAAUUAACCAAACAAACAAAAAGACGAGCAUCCCAGUCUCUGUGAGCAGUUUAAAUCCAAAACGAGGACUUGAACCGUGGUUUACCCUCACGAAGAAAGCUUUUGGGUAACAGACAUUGAGCCGUUGUUCCUGGAGCAAAACUAUAAUUUAAGGAAUAGUGAGUUCCCUGUAAUUUGAGAGCUUCGUGGAGAGAAUGGAUGACCAUUCAGCAGACAGUUUCACGGUUUCACUGCUUUGUUUUCUGAGUAGUCAAUAACAUAUCUAAUAUUUGAGGACUUUUGUAAUUCUAAGGGAGGACCUUUCAACUCCUAAAAUUCUAUGACCAUGGUAAUCAAGUUAGUGGUGUUGCCACACCCACACCACCAUCAAUCUAAAUCACCUAAGUCCAUUGUACCUGCUUCUUUCAUUACCUAUUCCUCUUAAAAUAAACAUUAUAAUGAUAUACCCAGAGGAAAAGUUGGAAAACUAUGCCCUGUUAUUUUCAAGAUCACUUUGGAUUGUUUGAUUAUCAUUCUACCACUCAAAUUUCUAGCCUUCUAAUAAUAAGGGAUAUAAUUUUCAAGUAAUUGCUUUUUCUCCUAGAAUUUCUUGUUAAUUGAUUUUUUUUUGUUAACACAAACUUCUGUUGCCAGAAGAUAUGAAAUCAACAAAGUGCUUUUGCUUACUUAAAAAACAAAACAAAACUAGGAGAACUCACAUAAUUAGGUAAUUCAACUUAAUACAAGAGCAGAGGAGGCAAUAUUUUGCAAGUGGAUAUUUGAAAAUAUUUUUAUUGUAAAUGAAUGCCAAAAAAUGAUAAAUUUGUGAAGUCAUUGAGGGGGGAAGCAACUUAGGUUAAAAUGGUUAGUAUCAUUGGUAUAUUGUAGAAAAUCUGCUUCAUGCAAUUCAAUAAUUUCACCUGCUACUUCGAAAAACAAAUAUAUGAAGGUAAAGAAGCAUGACAAGUGACUGAUGCUACUUCUUUUUAAUGAUGAUCUAACUUUAAAGUUCAUAUACCAACAAGUGCUACUCAAUCUUUGAAAAGCCAGAAGAUAAGAAACACAUAAGAGCCACAAACAGUCUUAGUACUUCAAGUGCUUUGCCUCUUGUUAAUAAUUCCUCAGUAUGGUUUUCAUUAAUUUAUUUUAUAAAAAAAUAAAAAAGAUACUUUGUCUGCUGGAUGAA